CAAUCCACGCGCUUAAGGUCGAUAAACAUCCGAUGACACUGUGGUGCUCCUCCAAGUGCUAGUUGCCUGUGGCUAUAUGUGUUUGGCACUUUAUCUCGUCUGGACAGACAACAGGAAAUUGUAGAAGCAAUUGCAGGUUUGCGCCUCGUCUCGAGACCUUUUGGAGCAGGUCUCAAGGACUCUUGUUUGAAGGCGGAGAAUCAGAACGGGCAGAAUGCGUACGGGCAGUAAAUGUCUCCUCGGCUCAUCCAUCGUUCUUGUGCUUCUGGGAUCCUGCUUUGGUGCCUUCUAUGAAGACUUUUCAGCCGACUGGGGUGGGGAGAACAUCCUCUUAAAUGAGGGCGUGAAUGGGGUCGACCUCAGGUUGACUACCAAUACAGGCGCAAGAUUUGCUAGCCGCAAUUCAUACUUGUUUGGGGCCUUCAGUGUGAAUAUGAAGCUGAUUGCUGGUAACUCAGCUGGAACUGCCUGCUCAUUUUAUCUAACUUCGUACGGCGACAGCCACGAUGAAAUCGAUUUCGAGUUCUUGGGAAAUGUAUCAGGCCAACCGUACGUGCUGCACACGAAUGUUUUUGGUCAUGGGAAAGGUGAACGAGAGCAGCGCAUGUUCUUGUGGUUCGACCCAACAGCAGAUUUCCAUAACUACAGUGUCAUCUGGAACCAUCGCCACGUAACGUGGUACGUGGAUAAUACUCCCAUUCGAGUCUUCAGAAAUCUUGAAAGCAAGUAUCCGAACACCUAUUUAAACACUGAAGCACAAGUCGUGUCUGGCAGUAUCUUUGAUGCUAGUACGUGGGCAACUCGUGGUGGUCUUAUUCCAAUUGACUGGAAUUCUGCACCGUUCAUUGUAAAGUUCAGAGACUUUUCGUUCAAUGCUUGCCAUGUGGUAAACAACGACGUUACAAACUGUAAGAAACAGAACGCUAGAAAUUGGUGGGAAGCGAAGAAUCUGGAUAGGGCAAGUAUUGCGAGGAUGAGGAGUGUCACAAAGAAGUACAGAUUUUACGAUUACUGUACUGAUAAAGUUAGAAACCCCACUCCGCCUGCAGAAUGUAGAUAUAAUAACUUGUAAUUAUCUAUGUGCUUGUAUCAACAUAUGUAUUAUUCGUACAUAGUAGACUGUAUCCUAUGUUUUUUCCCAUAGUCCUCGUUGUACGAUUUGUUCAAUAGAGCUCUCAGGAACCUAUUACUUCGUAUGCUAGAUAAGACUGCAGCAUAAUAACAUUGUAACGAGUAUCUA
This is a messenger RNA of Marchantia polymorpha subsp. ruderalis, 1240 nucleotides long. Lineage: Eukaryota; Viridiplantae; Streptophyta; Marchantiopsida; Marchantiales; Marchantiaceae. The record is from the annotation of a GenBank genome assembly.